Molecule: messenger RNA, 6274 nt
Organism: Alexandromys fortis (reed vole)
Lineage: Eukaryota; Metazoa; Chordata; Mammalia; Rodentia; Cricetidae
Gene: Rhoh
Product: ras homolog family member H
Exons: 3
Coding region: 3081-3656 (191 amino acids)
Biological process (GO): cortical cytoskeleton organization; small GTPase-mediated signal transduction; establishment or maintenance of cell polarity
Cellular component (GO): cell projection; cytoplasmic vesicle; cytoskeleton
Molecular function (GO): GTPase activity; GTP binding; protein kinase binding
Source: RefSeq, a predicted model, not a curated record
UCUGUAGGCAUAUGUUAGCCUGGAACUCAUAGCAAUCCUCCUGCCUCAGUCUCACAGUGCUAGGAAAGCAGGCACAAACUACUGUGCUUAGAGGGGCAAUGUUUUUGACAAACCACCAAAGCCAUCUACUUAAAACCAUCCACAUAGUUAUAAUCUGAUGUUUGUUUCUCCUAUGACGUGUUCUGGAGGGACUUUGUUUUCCAGGGCACACAUGAGAGCAGUUCUCUAUGAGAAAGCAUUUCUAAGAGCAGCAAGGAAUCAGCUGCCACAAUUUUACCCAAACAGGGUCCUCACAAGCUUCCUGUGAAGAUGCGAUCUGGUUCUGGUUUUACGAAUGGGUCUAGCUGUUUCGGCUGUGUGCUGCUUUUGGCAUCGAGUAAAUACAGGGGGGAUUACAGAGACAGAGAAGGGCAUCUGAGAUAGUCCAUAGGAAUGGCGAUGGGAGAUAGGGCGCGGGAGUCAAGGAACACUUUUGAGAACGGGCGGCGCUUUGGGGUGAAUGAGGAGCAGGAUUUUAGCUGCUAGGGAAUCGCUGAAUUUGUCUAUAGAAGGGGUCCUAGUGAGAAAGAGAGUCUGUCUGCUCAAGGUGAGAGUUGAGGCCUUAUGUGUCUGACCUCAGAGGAAGAGGAUUAGGAUAGGUCAGGUCCCAAGACCUCUCCCUGCCUCCCUUUGUUCCUUUGUCAGAGUAGACAGAAGGACCAGCACCUUUCUUUUGUGGCAUGGCGGCGCUCUUCCAUGUGACUCUGUGUCUGAACUGUGGAGUCCUACAGAAGGUGCCCCCCCCCCCUUUUGUAGAAACAGUUGGAAGAGAACAAAGGAAAACCAGGCCACGGAGAUGAGACUCCGACAUACCGGGACCAGAGGCUCAUUCAUUCUAAUCUGAAGUCCCAGAGAUGUAGCGUUAAGGUCCCUCACGGGUAUUCCUUAGAGCAUCUCAGAGGACGCUUGAUAUCUCUUCCUGAUAGAUCCCUAUUGUGGACGCCUGGCCAUCUAGACACUUGUGACAUGCUGCUGAAAACUCGCUUUUGUUUUCCACCUACAAGCAAUAUAAGAGAAUGUCCUUUAGGAGAAACCACUGAAAGCCCUCCAGCGUCCAUGCUGCCCAUGUGGGCCAUAGUGGCUGUCCUGAGGGUAGAUGAGACACGCCUCAGAGACUGAAGAUUAUGUCUAUAUAGGGAGUUGCUGCGUCUUCUGCCUCUCCACCAGCUCCAUAUAUGGCCAUCUACUAAAGGCCUGGCCUGUCACUCCACCUUACAGAUUCGUGCGGGGCUUUGGUUCUUGUCUACCGGAUCAGCAAUAAAGGUUUUCCUUUGGCUGCAUUCUAGUGGGGUCACUAGGCAAGCUCACCAUGCCUAACCGCUUACAACGUGGGGAGCCACGGCUCUGAGAGCUGAACCCAUGUGUCGCUCAGUCACGAUGGGCUGUGUGGGAAGAUCACUUCACUCCGCACAGAGCCCUUUUCUCCUGUCUGGCAUUUUCUGAGCCCUACAGGGCCACAUCUCAGCAUUUCUUCCUUUAUGUACUAUUUUAAUUUUGUGCUAUAGGAAGAAACUUCUGUCUUGUCUUUUGGUUUUAUUUCUGGGAGUAAGAUACACAGUCCACUCUUUGCCAGAGAAAUCUUAGGUGAUGCUUCAAAUUCCUCAUGUGAAGGAGUAAUUGCUUGCCAUUAUAUUUAGUGGUGAUUUCCCAACAAUGUUACUGAUAAUGAGUGCUUAGUUCAGUGCUUACAUACGGUGUGUUCAUAUGAUGUAUCAGGCGGAGGAUUUAAGCCCACAGGGUACUCUCAGCAACUAUGGGAGGCAGAUAUUAUUACAUCAGAUUUUAUCAGGAGGAAACCGAGGCAUUGUGGAGUUAAGAAACUCUUUAAAUGUGACUGUACAGGUAGCUAAUGGGGUAUUCCAGGGGCCAUUCUCAGUCCGCCCGUCCUUUUAUCCCCUCUUAUAGUGACACGGCAGGGAUGCCUUUUCAUAGCUAUGCGCUCAGGAACUCUGACAAUAAAUCUGUUAGAAAUAUGUCACUGCAAUAACUCACAAAUCUGACACAUGAGCCAUUUGCUACUUCUGUCCUGCUACACUGGCAUAAACAAAUAAGGAAGUGUCGGCUGUAAGCAAAGUCACAAAUUCAUGUUCAGGUCGUCUAUGGAUCUAAGGGAUAAAGUCCACCUGGGGCAUUGUGGAGCCCUUUUGUGAAAGAUCUGGUGGCAAAUGGGUGUCCAGGCCAUCUUGAGAGAGACUGGUGGACACGUGGCAUUGUAGCCGCUAUGCCAGGGACAUUCAAGGUUGGGCAUCUUCAGUGUAAAGACAGAGACCCUGAUGGCCCCCAGACAGUUCAUAUUUGGAGGAAGCCAAGAUCCAGACGGGUUGAGUAACUUGGCCAAGGUCACUUAGUUUACGUGUUCGGAGAAAAGGAAUUCCUAAAACUCGCGUGUUGUUUGUCUAACUCAUUCGCAGAGGCUAUCACGUCUAAACAGACACCACGAGCUGACACGGAUGUCAAAAGUCUUUGGAGGAUUUUUUAGGAUUUAGAAGGGCAGUUUCCUCUUACAGAGGUCUGCCUUGGGUGCGCUUUAAGUGUGGUAUGCCGGGCUGAUUGCUAGCAGGGGUGUUAAUAAGGCCAAUUGCGUUGACAACCUUUACUCUGGAUUCUGAAGACUGGAAGGACCUUUGGCUCGCCUGAAGUGGGCUGGCCUUGAGAGAAUGAUAGCUGCACGCAAGACAGCUCUCUUUGCUUGGAGCUCUCUGACCCACAGACAAUUCCCCAAAGUGGCUGGGACCCACUAGAGCCUGAGGCCACACACGCCCAGCUGCCUUUCCUGCCUUCCUGAUUCUUGGCCAAGUCAAGAGCCGGUUCACAAGUGUCAUUCACACACCAGUUGACAACCAAGCUUCAGAGGUUUUCUCAAGCAGUCGCUGCCCUUUCCUGGGGCCGACAGAAAGUAACAUCUAUAAUUGAUGUCCAAGAUUCUGAGAACAUAAACCCUGGUUGCUGUCUUCCCGUGAGAUGGAGCCUGCUGCCGCAGCUCAUUGAGGGUUCUUUCCCUUAGCAUCCUGGGCUGGGAAGUAGGACUUCAGACAGAGAAGAUGCUGAGCUCUAUCAAAUGCGUGUUGGUAGGGGACAGUGCCGUGGGGAAGACCUCGCUACUGGUACGCUUCACCUCCGAGACCUUCCCAGAGGCUUACAAGCCCACGGUGUAUGAGAAUACUGGCGUGGACGUCUUCAUGGACGGCAUCCAGAUCAGCCUGGGCCUCUGGGACACUGCGGGCAACGAUGCCUUCAGAAGCAUCCGCCCCCUGUCCUACCAGCAGGCAGAUGUGGUACUGAUGUGUUACUCCGUGGCCAAUCACAGCUCAUUCCUGAAUCUGAAGAACAAAUGGAUUAGUGAGAUCAGGAGCAAUCUACCCUGCACCCCAGUGUUGGUUGUGGCCACACAGACUGACCAGAGAGAGUCAGGACCCCACAGGGCCUCCUGCAUCAAUGCCAUAGAAGGGAAGAGACUUGCCCAGGAUGUGCGAGCCAAGGGCUACCUGGAGUGCUCAGCCCUUAGCAACCGAGGAGUACAGCAGGUAUUUGAAUGUGCCGUCCGGACGGCUGUCAACCAGGCCAGGAGACGAAACAGAAGGAAGUUCUUCUCCAUCAAUGAGUGCAAGAUCUUCUAAACCCCAAGGUCCUGCGCCCAAUAUUCCCGAACAUACCUCAGAGACUAAUGGGAGAGUGGAAGGAGGCAAGCAAGGGGCUAAUGCUCUUUCUUGGCACAUUUGAACAGCCUUUCUUUCUGGAUGGAGUUACUGGGGAGGUCGGACACUGCUGCCUCCACUAACUGUGCUCUACAGAUACAUUCUUUGCCCAGCACAGCCAGAGAGAUUCCUUGGAAAGCCAUAUAAAUAGUCCAUCUUCAAUGAAAAACUAAAACAACCAUCCUAACUUAGACAAUGGAGUGAAUUUCCCAAGUAUGCCAUAUUUAAACUCACAUUUUAUUUAAAUAAUAAUCAACUCUACAGCUUUUGUUUUCAUGCUUGGGAAGUCUUUGAAAAGGCAAGCUGCUGUAUGAGGGGAAUAACUUUGUGGGGCUCAACCAUAUGUCUGUAAUGCUACGAUUUUCUCCUGAAUCUAAUUUGGUUGAAACGACUUGCGUGCUGUGUUUCUCUGGAUAACCACACUUUCAAAUGACCAUAAACGUGUCCCUGCAACUCGUUUUUCAUUUCCCUAUUACUCAGAGUUGUGUAUAAAAUACAGCUCCAGGCUGUAAGGUAUUUUAACACCGCCAAAUGAAAUUGAACAGUUACUAGGUUUUCUAUGUAAAUACAAAAAAAAUUUCUUAUUUACGAUAUUACCUGUCACUCAGAGAGCUCCAAUAACACACAAAGUAUUUCUUUCUCACUCAGUAAGACAGAGAAGAAAGGCAGAAACAUUUCUGCCAGAGAGUCACACUGUGCAAAGAAACAUCAGCGGAGCUUGGGGACCCAUCUCCUUGCCUGCAUCUCUUGAUGGGGGCUUUGUGAUUGGUUACAGGUCUUGGAAGAAGAGGACAGGCAGAUGUUCUGAACGAUAAUUAAUCUGACAAUGUUGUUCUCAUUUGAAUUCUAAACUAGGCAUGACCUCAUCAUUUAUUAAUUCUAGGACUGAAUUAAGAUAAUUAAAAAGCCAAAUAUGUAUGCAUGUAUGUGUACAUAGAUACAAGGGGAAAGGCAGGAUUUAUAGCUUUUACUGUUUCAUGAAUAGAUAAUCACUUUGAAAAACAUCACAAGUCCCAAGUUUAGAUAAUGAAAAAACCUGUAGUAAUUACUCAAAUAGCAAAGGGUUACCAGUGAAAUACUAAACAAAUAGGACCAUGCGCAGCCACACAACCCUCCAUUCUAAUUGUCUGAAAGCUUGUAUCUCCCGCCUCUUCUACUCCCAGAUUGUCACUUACCAUCCCAGGCUAAUAGCUAGGACCCACUUGAGCCAUCUUUCUUGGAGCCCAGAACUGUUAAGGGAUUGUGUGGUUGUCACCACAAAGGAGCAUCCCUACUGAGGAUUAUGCUGGUAUAAGCAGAUCAGUUUAUCGCGUUGGUUCUCUUCCUGGUUCUUUGUGGUUACAAUCCGGUAAACAUAUCAUCUAAAGAUCCCCACGCUGCCUUCUCCUCUGCCUCUCUCUUCCACACCCAGUCAGAAGCCUGGGACCUGGGUCUUGGGUAGAGGAGUUACCCCCAUAGCAUAGGACUGGUAGGUUUGCUUUCAGCUACUCUCUCAGCCCUCUGGUUCUGGGGUUUGUCCUUGCCUCUGGGCCGCCUGCCUCUCUUGACUUGAGAGUGCUUGUCUUUAGUUCAUUGUCCCAUCGGCAUGAAGGUUGGAACGCUGAAGAACUGUCCAGGCAGGGGAGGAGACAGAGGCUAUAUCCUCCAUGUCCCUUAUGCCCUUCUGAUUUUCUUCUUCAACACACAGAGGUUUUUGUAUUGAUUUAUCUUUUGGCGUGUGUGUUUGGGGAAUUGAAACUUUUUGUUUUGUUCUCACGCUGUAGCCCAGGAUGGCUUCAAGCUUGCAGCGAUCCUCCUGUCCCAGCCUCUCCAAUGCUGUGAUGAUAGGUGUGAGCCGCCAUGCCUGGCUUACCAAAGGUCUUUAACAACAAGCACAGUUUCGAGAUUAAUCUUUGCAAUAUUUUAAAACACACUGAAGAAACGAAUUGCCACACACUAAAUUAGCUGUUCCCUAAUAUUUUUCUUUCUUUCUAUCGAAAAGGGUGGGGCUUGGGGAGCAUCUAAAAGUGGGAAAGAUUGAGGGAGGAAGAGAAAGGGUGGCCAGGGAGGAUGCUAAUGACAUUACUGGAGUAAGGACACAGAGUGACAGGGAGGUCUGCUCUCACACUGGACGGCAGGAAUUUAUGUGUGAAGCCUUCCCGGCAGGCAGCUGGUCCGAACUUAGCCAGUCAGGGGUGGUCUUCCCUGCUAAGCUCUGUGUCCCCAAGGCAGGGCUACCUCCUAAUUAGCUCUGUGUCCCCAGGGCCUAGCACAGGGAAGGAACUAUGAGGUUGUGUCAAAUUUGGCUGGAGAGAGAAAGGCCGAAACUGGGCCUCAAAGCAGUUAGGAGAGGGAAGCAGACCCGAGUAGGCAUGGAAGAGAUAAGGAGGACUUUGUGGAAGAAAGGGCGUACUUCACAGGACUGUAUGUUCAGUUUUACACGUCUACAUGAAGACAUGUGAUUCUUCCCCGUCAAUACUUAUGGUGCUUUUGUUUGUAUGUUUCUCCUUUAUUAUUUCAAGUGACAAGAUUAAAUACGUUCAUGUUUACAUGAAAAAGUG